AUGUACUGGGGAGUCACUUAUUACAUUGCAGCCAUGAAGCAGCCUAAGAACCCAAGUUAUACAAUCAUGACCUUUCACCCAACCACGGAAGAAUUUAAAGAUUUCCCUAGAUAUAUUGCGUACAUGGAAUCCAAAGGGGCACACCACGCAGGCCUGGCCAAGGUGAUUCCCCCCAAGGAAUGGAAAGCCAGGCAGACCUAUGAUGAUAUCAGUGACAUCUUAAUUGCAACACCCCUCCAGCAGGUGGUCUCCGGGCGGGCAGGUGUGUUUACUCAAUACCAUAAAAAGAAGAAAGCCAUGACAGUGGCGGAGUAUCGCCAACUGGCAAACAGCGGAAAGUAUCGGACUCCGCCACACUCGGAUUUUGAGGAUUUGGAGCGAAAGUAUUGGAAAACCCGCCUGUACGAUUCUCCGAUUUAUGGCGCUGACAUCAGCGGCUCCUUGUUUGCGGAAAACACUCAACAGUGGAACCUUGGCCACCUGGGGACCAUCCAGGACCUGCUGGAGCAGGAGUGCGGCGUGGUCAUCGAGGGCGUCAACACGCCCUACCUGUACUUUGGCAUGUGGAAGACCACCUUCGCCUGGCACACGGAGGACAUGGACCUUUACAGCAUCAACUACCUGCACUUCGGGCAGCCCAAAACCUGGUACGCGGUGCCCCCGGAGCACGGCCGGCGCCUGGAGCGCCUGGCCACCGAGCUGUUCCCGGGCAGUGCCCGCGCCUGUGACGCCUUCCUGCGGCACAAGGUGGCUCUCAUCUCGCCCACGGUCCUCAAGGACAACGGGAUCCCCUUCAAUCGGAUCACUCAGGAGGCUGGCGAGUUCAUGGUGACGUUUCCCUAUGGCUACCACUCUGGCUUCAACCACGGCUUCAACUGCGCAGAAGCCAUCAACUUCGCCACCCCGCGAUGGAUCGAUUAUGGCAAAGUGGCGUCUCAGUGCAGCUGCGGGGAGGCCAGGGUCACCUUCUCCAUGGACGCCUUCGUGCGCAUCCUGCAGCCUGAGCGCUAUGAGCUGUGGAAGCGCGGGCAGGACCGGGCUGUUGUGGACCACACGGAGCCCACCUCGCCAGACAAGGGGGAGCUCAGCGCCUGGAGGGAGGCCCAAGCUCCCCGGAGAGCCCUGCUGGGCCUGAGGCACCUCCCACCCCGCCGGGCCACGCGCACCCCUCGGCCUGUGGCCGCUAGUGGUGGGACUGGCCGUCGCACCCCAAUGUGCCUGGCCUCCCCACGCUCCUUGCCGGCCCAGAGUUCUUCCUCUGAUGCCCAGUCUGGGCUUGUCCCCGCCUGCACUUCCCAGGAGGCUGGCCCCACCCGACCACCGACCCCGAUUCCCUCUGCCCGAGAUGUUCAUCCCUCAAUGGGCAGAUGUGGUCCUGGUCGUCGUCCUCGGGAACAAGGGGCCCGGGGACCCAGCAUCCAGGCCCGGGCCAAGAGGCGUCUCUCGGUGGGAACAACACACACAGCCCAGUACCCUGAGGCUCUGCCCGGUCCUGUGGAUGAACCCUCAGUGGACAACCCUGUACCACUGAGCCCUGGGCUCCAGCAACCUGCGGAGGCUUCUGGGUACAGUUGUGCCCUUUUCCCCUAAGCCCAGGGGAUAAUGUUGUAACCUACUGCUCUUGUGUGUGGAGGCUCCUUGAGACCCACCACAUUUACAUCAGAGCUUUGGGCCAGCCUGCAGGUUACUGGUCUUCAGAGGCCAGUGAUGUUGCCACUGAUGCGUUGAGUCCAUGUUCUUUAUCAUGUUCGCCAUAGUUUGUUCUUCCUGCCAGACUCUGGAGUGUCUUUGGACACUGCUAAUUCCUGUGUUGCCAACUGAGGUUUCAUCCACUAGACACUCUUGUGUCUCUGUAAGCUAGGUCCUGCUGAGGUCAUGAGAGCAUAAUCUUCCCCAGACUCCUCUGGGCCAAUGCUUCUGGGUUUUGAUUCUCCUCCAAUCUCCCUGCCUUUUCUCCAACCCUACCCCUUCCCCCCUUUCUUGCAAAACAAGGCCGUUUUGAUCAAAUGGGUCAGUAGAGACUCAGAACAUAAUUUAUGAUCUUUCUGAGUCUUGGAUGUAUUCAAAAUGUGUUAUGGCCAGUAUUUGUUCACAAAUGUAUUAAAGGUAACCACAAUGUUAAAAUCUAAAAUUUGUUUCUAAUAAAUAUUGUGCAUUCAAAUAA
Messenger RNA from Prionailurus viverrinus (fishing cat), 2164 nucleotides. RefSeq names its product lysine-specific demethylase 4D-like. The record is from RefSeq and is a predicted model, not a curated record. The transcript is spliced from 2 exons. Gene Ontology annotation, cellular component: nucleus. Gene Ontology annotation, biological process: chromatin remodeling. Gene Ontology annotation, molecular function: histone H3K9 demethylase activity. Bases 1 to 1590 code for a protein of 529 amino acids. Lineage: Eukaryota; Metazoa; Chordata; Mammalia; Carnivora; Felidae.